GAACCCAGUCCACCCGGAUCAAUAUUAAUUCCGUGCUCCGCGGGUGGGGGAUGACGCCAGCCUCGCUGGACUUCCUCCACCAGCUUCCAUGAGGCUUCCAGGAUCCAUCGUCCUAUUCCUUCCCUUGUCUGCCGGCAAUACACCAUCCGAGCAACUGCGCCACGUCAUGGGGAAUUCUUACUGGGUCAUAUGCCUGGCUCGCUGCCUUUCCCUCCCGAGAAAGCAAAGCGGAAAAAGAAACUGAACAUGAACCAAAGGCCGGUUCUAGGCAACCCUGAACAAUCGCCAAUCUGCCUCCAUGGGACAAAUUGCAGCAGCCAUGGUUGCCUAAGUGGUUACCCAAACGAUAAUGAUCAUGUAUGUAAACAAACGAUACACAGAUCGAUAUAUUAUGAGCCGAGCCGUACAUAUAUAGAAACAAGCAACACAAUCCCAGGAUUCCGGCCUGACCAGCCUCGUGUCAUCGGCGUCCAUCUGACAGGUGGGCAACGCAGCCCUGUUGGACGCCAGUGCCCUAUAAGCUUCGCCGGCAUCUGGAUGGCUGCGCGAUCGAUUUCAAUCUAUACUCUUUUUGCCUUAUUUAAUAUUAGUCUCCUAUAUUAUUAUUUUCCAUUUUACAUCUCCGGAAUACGAUCAGAAUCUCCGUCGCACUUCUGCAGUGCGUCGUAAGUAUGCCCGCCCCAUCCUGGCUCCAUGCUUAUCUCCCCACCUCAGUAUUUCUCAAUCUCUUGAAUAUCGAACUCUGGUUCGAACCAUAUAAUCACUCCAUCCUGAAACACCAUUUCUCAGCCAAAGCAGUCCCAUUGGACCUCCAGGAUAUCCCUAUCGCUUUUUCACCCUCGCUCACCUAUUCACA
Molecule: messenger RNA, 856 nt
Organism: Aspergillus welwitschiae
Lineage: Eukaryota; Fungi; Ascomycota; Eurotiomycetes; Eurotiales; Aspergillaceae
Exons: 1
Coding region: 190-669 (159 amino acids)
Source: RefSeq, a predicted model, not a curated record